Vespula vulgaris is the source of this 1038-nucleotide messenger RNA. RefSeq names its product coiled-coil-helix-coiled-coil-helix domain-containing protein 7. Bases 543 to 848 code for a protein of 101 amino acids. The record is from RefSeq and is a predicted model, not a curated record. NCBI's taxonomy places the organism in Eukaryota, Metazoa, Arthropoda, Insecta, Hymenoptera, Vespidae. The transcript is spliced from 4 exons.
AUUUUCUUUUUUAAGUGUUUUGUUGUUCUAUUUCUUUCUAUAUCUGUGUGACUACGUUUUUACUGUAGAUAUAAUUUAUAAUUGAAUGGUGCAAAUGUGAACUACGUAGUUAUAAGUAUGAUUGACUCAUACAAUAUAUUUUAUAUGGUAGCAAGUAUAUGCUAAAACGUAUAUCAAAUGAAAAAUGAAUAUUUUAUUAUUUAUUUAAAAAUCUGAAAUGUAUGUAAAUUAUACAUUUUUUAAAUUUAAUGUAAAUGAAAUUGGUAUAUCAAGGUGGCAGUCAUACUUUUACUUUCAUUACAAAAUUGGUUAAAUUAUUCGUUUUAUGUCGAUGAUUGUGAAGUUUACAUAAAGCGCAUCUGUAGAUACGACGAAACUUUCAAUAAAAAUCUUUGUUACUUAUUACAUUUGUAAAUAUAUAUCCCGAUCCGUGAUAUUUUUCACGUAUAAUGUUUUUUGUUGGUUCCCUAUCAAGAGUAAAGAAAUUGCACAUUUUUGAAGGUCUAUAAAAUGUAAGAAAAAUCUAUAUACUUAAUUAAAAAAUGAACAAGUUGAACAAUACAGAUAGCAAUAUCUCAAAGGUAACAGAUGUAAAAAGAAAUUUGCGACGGAAUCAUGAAGCAGAUAAUCCAUGUUUAAAGGAAUACAAUUUAUCUUUAGAAUGCUUGAGCAAUAAUAAUUAUAUUCGUGAUGCUUGCCAAGCCUACUUCAAAAAUUAUAGAAUUUGUCAGAAGUUCUGGCAAAAAAUAGUGGCUGAUCGUAAACUAAAAAAUAUCAAACCUUAUCUUCCAUCUCCAGAAGAUCGAGAAAAUAUAAAGAAUGAAUAUCUCAAAUUUAAUAUUAAAUAGCAAAUAACCAUGUAUAUGUAUUUACAUACAUUUUAGAAAGUGUUCCAGUGACUAUCAUUUAAAUUUACUGAUUUUAAUAAAGUUUGCAUGUACAAAUAUACUAUUUAAAAUAAUAUUGUUAUUACAGCAAAAUUAUGGAUAAGUUUUUAUUAUUAUUAUAAUAAAUUGUAAUAAACUGUAUAAAAUGUGA